ACGCCGUCGCCAACUUCCCCUUCCUACAGUUGGUUUCUUUACCAGCAGAUUCAAUUGAACCCGCAAAAGCCGAGGAAAGACAAGUAAGCUCGAGCUCCUGUUUGAAGGCAUUAGCGGCGGAGAACAAUGCCCAAUUGGGAGCUCAAGAAUUGUUGCCAGCAUGACCAGGUCGUGUUUCUGGUCUGCGUGGGAGUCUACACCGUCGUCAUCCUGUUGCUGUGGCGAACGUUCCUGUUGACACCUUUUAAGCUCAUCACGGUGUUUCUCCAUGAAGCAAGUCAUGCAAUUGCUUGUAAACUCACAUGUGGUCAUGUGGUAGGAAUGCAGGUUCAUGCAAAUGAGGGAGGGGUAACACAAACACGUGGUGGCAUAUACGGGAUAAUCUUACCCGCAGGAUAUCUGGGUUCCUCAUUCUGGGGAAUGGCUUUAAUAGUUGCUUCAACAAAUCUUGUCACUGCAAGAAUCGCUGCUGGUUGUUUUGCUCUAGCUCUAUUUGUUGUGCUUUUUGUUGCCAAGAAUUGGACUCUUCGGGGACUUUGUAUCGGAUUUAUCAUUUUUCUGGGUAUAAUUUGGCUUCUGCAAGAAACGACAAAAGUCCAUGGUCUUCGAUAUGUCAUUCUGUUUAUUGGUGUGAUGAACAGCUUGUUUUCUGUUUAUGAUAUUUAUGAUGAUCUGAUAUCUCGAAGAAUCAACUCAAGCGAUGCAGAGAAGUUUGCAGAAGUUUGCCCAUGCCCUUGUAAUGGCGUUGCAUGGGGCUUCAUAUGGGGAAUGAUCUCAUUCAUCUUUCUUUGUGGAUCUGUGUAUCUUGGACUUGUCGUCUUAUCUUAAGCUUUGUCGAGUUGCAUUCGGUUCUUGUUGAUACGGGGGAGAACUGGAAGAUCAAUUCUUUGUGUUUCAUCUGAAACAUGAUUUUAUUUCGUGUGGAGAAUGUAUUCGUCGAUUCUUUGGACCCUUUAUUUCUGGGGUGUAUGUAGUAGAUUCAUCGAACAUCCUAGUGAUGUAUCUUCGACCAUUAAGCUAGGAAAUCGUAGUUGAGGUAUUGGAUUGCAGCAGAUUAUUGCUAAUUAAGCUCUGUGUGAUGGUGAAUAAUCCAUAUCAACUCGUUGCUGCCCUAAGUAGUGGGCUACUUGCUGUC
This is a messenger RNA of Rhodamnia argentea, 1135 nucleotides long. RefSeq lists its product as uncharacterized. Bases 127 to 828 code for a protein of 233 amino acids. The record is from RefSeq and is a predicted model, not a curated record. The transcript has 10 exons. NCBI's taxonomy places the organism in Eukaryota, Viridiplantae, Streptophyta, Magnoliopsida, Myrtales, Myrtaceae.